AUGCCUUACACUCCGCCUUCACAUCGAUCUCCUGCCUCCUCAGCGUCAAACUCACCUGAUGUGAGUCGUCGCUCAUCCUUUCAGUCUGGCCCGAGACCCUCUCUCCCUCGUUCUGCGUCGUAUCUGAACAAGCAUCGACGAACACCAUCGGUCACUACAAUUAAUUCCGUGCCGAGGACAUCUACUGGCUCCUAUGGCUCAGAGGAGGCAAAACCUGGGAUGUUGAGUUUGGGAGGCAGCGUUCGCCAAUCGCCACCACCUGCAGUCGACGGCCGCGAGCUUAUCCCCAAAGGCGCCAUGAUCUCGCCUCCAGAGUCCCUUACAUCGGGAAGUGACGAGGAUGAGCCUCCAGAGAUCAAGAGUCGCCGUACAGUUGUCCUCAGGGACCUGAGAGAAGCAGUCAGCCAAAUAUCAAAGGCCGCAACGCCUCCCCCUCAGCAAACACAACCCAAGGAGACCACUCCUCCGAGUCUGCGCGUGAGCUUCAGUACCAGUGCGCUGAGUGAGAUGCCCAGAGGCGGUCGGAAAAAUGGACAUGUGCGCGCAGCAACCGAACCCAAUGCGUCAAUACUGAAGAAAUCGGGUAGCUCUUUGACUGCAUCUGAGGAGGAAACAGAUGAAGAUCUGAGAUACAAGCCACAGAUGGUACGGAAAAAGUCUGGUGAAUUGGUCCGGCCUGCCUUGCGUGGUCACAGACGCCCCUCUAGCAUGCCGGGUACUCCAGUGUUUUCCAAGGCUGUUCACUUUGAUUCUCAUCUAGAACACGUCCGUCACUUCCUACAAGUUGAUCGACCACUUGCUGUGAGUGCCGGUUCAUCACCAGCUGAUAAUUACGAUAGCGAUGCGGAGUACCCCUUCCCCAAAGAUGGUCGCGGUAAUAAAUCCCCUCCUUUUGAAUGGGAGCUUGCUACCCCCAACUUUCCCCACGACUCGCUUGUGCGCAAGACGAUGCCCGUGAGGUUGGAGAAGGUGUGGCUUUCAAAUGAUCACAAGUCCCUUCUAGGAUCAGUCGCAGUCGCCAACUUGGCGUUUCACAAAUCAGUCGUCUGUCGCUUCACUUUGGACUAUUGGAAGACUGUAUCGGAGGUCAGCGCAGAAUACAGUCAUGAGAUUCGCCCCCGCGAAACCCCGGAAGGCCAUGAUCGCUUCACUUUUACCAUCAAGCUUUCAGACUUGGCUGACCUGGAAUCCAAGACACUUUUCUUCUGUGUCCGUUUCAUGGUAAAUGGCCAAGAAUACUGGGACAACAAUAAUUCAACCAAUUUUCAAGUCGAUUUCAGGAAGAAGCAUCUACCGCAGAAUGGUAAGAAUAACUUCCAGGGAGCUUCCUCCAGACCUCUGAAUGGCUUGCCUCGAAGUAACCGCAGACAAAAUGGUGGGAGUACACUUCGUCCUAUGUCCAUGCCUGCCUCGCUGGAUGCCUUUGGAAAUAGCAAUGGAGUCUUCAAGUUCGACCAGCCUAUUCACGAAUAUCUUGGUGAGUCGGACUCUGCGGGAGGUCUCCGGUUCAAGUCAAAGUCGUCGUCCAGUCUAGCAAGCGACAAUGUUGCCAAGGACAUGGUGUCGCCCAGUGGAGUUGCCUUUUCUAACCGAUACGACUUUGGCGCUUCGCUCAAUGCUGCUGUCAAGGCGGCUAAGGACGCAACCUCGAGCCAGUCCAAGCUCAAAGAGAAGGAGAACGACACGCUCUAUAUGAAGAGAAAUGUUCGAGGAUCUGAAUCCUUCGUGUCGCCACCCGUUGACGGAAGCUCACCAAGAGGGCUGGACUCCCCUACCGCGAGUCUACCCAGCGCCUCAUAUGAGGAACUCGUCAACAAGUAUUGCUUCUUUGGCUCUACACCGAAAGCAAGCCCUCCCAUGAGAGAUGGGACAUUUAAGAUUGGGACACCGGAGGGAGCAAGAUCGCAGGUCUAUGGCUCAGGCAGUUACAUGUCUUUGGCGCCUGUUGAGAGUCCAGCUCCGCGUCGUCAUGCCGGCGCGGCUGCUCACCAUAACCUCGACUUGGGACACACGAAUCCAUACUUUCCAUCGUUCAUGCAGCCGUCGACCUCACCCAACUCAACAGGGAAUUCGAAGUUGAUGCCUGACCACUCAAUUUCAGCUGCUAUUCCUCCUAACCUGGGACGGUCCACCCCACCGACCUUGGCAUCUGGCUCAGGAACCCCUGCAAGCGAUGGAAUUUCCGACCGUUUUCCCUGGACAUCUGAGGCGCACACUGCAACAGCCAUCCAGGGCUAA
Molecule: messenger RNA, 2238 nt
Organism: Pochonia chlamydosporia 170
Lineage: Eukaryota; Fungi; Ascomycota; Sordariomycetes; Hypocreales; Clavicipitaceae
Product: protein phosphatase regulator
Exons: 2
Coding region: 1-2238 (745 amino acids)
Biological process (GO): regulation of glycogen biosynthetic process
Cellular component (GO): protein phosphatase type 1 complex
Molecular function (GO): glycogen binding; protein phosphatase 1 binding
Source: RefSeq, a predicted model, not a curated record